Messenger RNA from Vanderwaltozyma polyspora DSM 70294, 627 nucleotides. RefSeq lists its product as uncharacterized. The record is from RefSeq and is a predicted model, not a curated record. Gene Ontology annotation, molecular function: protein binding. Lineage: Eukaryota; Fungi; Ascomycota; Saccharomycetes; Saccharomycetales; Saccharomycetaceae. The transcript has a single exon. The coding region runs from base 1 to 627 and encodes 208 amino acids. Gene Ontology annotation, cellular component: nucleus; cytoplasm.
AUGAAUAUUUGGGUUGCAGCCAGUGAUGGUGAUGUUGCUGUUGUUGAAAAGUAUUUAAAUUCAGGUAAUGGCUUAACUGCUAACAGUAAAGAUCCUAAUGGAUACACUCCAGUACAUGCAGCAGCAGCCUAUGGUCAUAUAGGUUUACUAGAGAAGUUAUGCAAAGAGUAUGGUGGUGAUAUUAAUGUCAGAGACAGUGAUGGUGAUACUCCUUUGCAUCAUGUUGAAGAUGCAAACACAGCUAGGUUUAUAGUGGAAGAGUUAAACGGUGAUUAUAAAUUGACAAAUGAAGAAGGUAAGACUGCUUUAGAGGUCUUUGAAGAGGAUAGCGAGUUUCCUGAGCUUAUCCAAUACAUGAGAGUCAAGAUGGGGGUUCCUGCAGAGCAAGACAGUGUUUUGGGUGGGGUUGAUGGCGAGCAGUUACAACAAUUUAAAGAAAGUAUUCGUUAUACAUUGGAAAAUGAUCCAGUUGAUGAGAAUGAUACCGAAGCUUUAGAACGUAGAAAAGUCUUGGAAAGAAUCAUCCAAGGUGAGAAUGCUGAACAGGAAUUGGAAAAUUAUAUCAGAGAACUGGUUAGAUCCCAAAUGUUCGAAGAUAAUUCAGAAUCGAAUAAACGUAGAAAAUAA